Messenger RNA from Diabrotica balteata, 495 nucleotides. The record is from the annotation of a GenBank genome assembly. NCBI's taxonomy places the organism in Eukaryota, Metazoa, Arthropoda, Insecta, Coleoptera, Chrysomelidae.
AUGGAUGAAGACAACGACCACCAACCACAACCCGUACCUGAAGUUUCUACCCGGUCUACAAGGCAAAGAGGAGGAAGGACAGUUUGUUACAAAGAAGAUUCAGACGACGAGGAUCUGUACAAGAGAAAACCCCGAAUUGCACCCGUUCCAAAAGAAGUUAAAGAAGUCCAUAUCACAGGCGAAGAAUCAGAAACAAGUACUUCACAGCGAAAGAAAAAAGAAAAAGUAAAGAAAACGGAGAAAACUAAAAAACCCGUUGAAGAAGAGGAAGAAGAAAUGUCUGAUGAAGAUUGGAAAAGAAUGAUGAUGAUAAAGAUUUGGAACAGAAUGAUGAUGAUAAAGAUUUGGAACAGAAUGAUGAUGAUAAAGAUUUGGAACAGAACGAUGAUGAUAAAGAUUUGGAACAUAACGAUGACGAUAAAGAUAAAGAUGAAGAUAACUAAUCGUGUCGUUAUUUUCGAAAAUAAUUGUAUUGUGUAUGAACUUAUAACUUGA